Messenger RNA from Pseudo-nitzschia multistriata, 3522 nucleotides. NCBI's taxonomy places the organism in Eukaryota, Bacillariophyta, Bacillariophyceae, Bacillariales, Bacillariaceae. The record is from the annotation of a GenBank genome assembly.
GGGCACGAAGGUAAAGGGCCGGUUGAUGAAGUUCUGGCAGAAGAUGCCGCAGAGACAUACGGUACCGCAGUGCUGUCGAUUGUUUUCAGAUUUUGAUGCCGAGAAAUACGGGAUAUAUCAAGUUGUUUACUGCCUAGACGAUUGCGAUGCCUCGUACGGACCCAGCGCAACAACAGUUUGAUUAUUUUUCUGGUGUCCAUCCAUACAACAGCUGUAAGGAUGGUUUUUGUCUCGACUUCUAUAACUUUCGAACGAUGAUAUCGGUCGUUACCGAUCUCUUGGCGCCCGUUUACAUCAUUCUGAGCUUGAUAGCAGUAAUUUCGCGAUACAAUUCCAAGUUGAAGUUGUUGGCGUCUCAUGGAAAAACUUCCAGUGGAAAUGCAGACCUGAAAACCCAAUCGUCGACGCCAUUGUCAUCUUCGAGCCCGUCGUGGUGUUGGGUGUCAAAACGACGCUUCUCGCAUUUUUAUUUGUUAGGACUCUUUUCUACUGUUACUGUGACAUCGAUUUGGCUUUGGAGUCAUGAUGAUCACGAUACCAAUACACGACAACAUAUGCAACACAAGGCCAACAAUGACGCGAUGUUCUUGGAAACAAACAACCUUGCAAGCAACAGCAGGGUGACUUCUGUUAUUCUCUUGGUAAUGCAUCUCAUUCGCCGGGCCUACGAAUGCAUGUACGUGCAACAAUAUGCAGAGGGCUCGAGCAAGAUGCAUAUCGCAGGGUAUGCGUUGGGACUUGGCUACUAUCUUGUACUCCCACUUUUCUUUUGGGACAUUGCUGCUUUCACACAACCUCGAGCUAGCAUUGUACUUGAUGGCAAUUCUUUAGAGACGAAAAUGAGGAUGAAUACUAAUGAAUCUGCUUUAGAAACGCCUCUUUUCCUUUGGAUUAUUAUCGGUAUCAAUUUGUGGCUGCAAUAUGAACAAAACGCACACCACAGAAUCUUGGCAGAUAUGAGACGCAACCCAGUGGCUGAAGCCAAAACAAGAAUCAAAGGUGAUGAAAGUGACGUCAACACGAAUAGUGACAACAAACAUCUCAAAAGUGAUGGCAGUGACGGCAGGGAUAAUGAUUGCAACCGAAACCCUAAAAGCCGGUAUGAGCAGUAUUCACUUCCACCCUAUAUUCGAUGGUUCCGAUACGUCUUAUGCCCCCAUUACCUUGCCGAGAUACUUCUCUACUUGUCCUUUGCUAUCCUUCUAGAAAUAGCAGCAACCACAGUAAGUACAAGUAACACCUCAGACGAAUUUGUGUGUCCCAACACUAGCAGUAACGAUAGCUGUGAUGGCAAAAAUCACUCUACGAGCGGCCACGUGCUUCAUUUCAGGAAGAUUUUGUUUCUGCUUCAUCUUGGGAGAAAAUAUCGUCAAUGGAUGCUCUUUAUAUGGGUCGUUACAAAUCUGACUGUCUCAGCUCUCAAUAGUUAUGACUGGUACCAUGCCAGGUUGCACAAAGGUCACCGUGAUAACAAGAACCACGACACCUGUAGUCAAAUCGCAAGAAACGAAAAUUGCGAUCCCCGGAAAGCUCUUUUUCCAGUACUUUUAUGACAAGGAAAAAUCAUUAAAAAUGGCAAAUAAUUGAAAUCUGCAUUUGACCAUGGAAUGUGAAUUUCAUCAACAAAACAUGUUUUCUGAAGUCAUAAAAUAUUUCAAACCUGAAAUAAAAUAUUGUAUCAAAAUUCAAAAUGCGUUACACACGUACGUACGGUACGUAAGUACCUACCUUCGACAACUUCGACAGGAAAUAGAAAUUGCCACGAUUCAAAACACCAAACGCGACUAGGUCGAAAGCGGAAGAUCAACAAAAUCUAAUCUCUCAAGCAAUUGAUUGAUUCUCAACAUGCCCUCCUGUACCCCUGAAGAUUCGAUUCGCCUCCGUCGAUUAGAAAAAGUUCGCUUUCGGAAAAUAAGUGUUGAGGAGCAUUGUAACUGUUCCCUCUCUGCCUUUACAAAUUGACCUAUUUGUUCUCUUCACUUGAGAGAAAGGCUGUGCUGAACGACAACAACGACGACUAAACAAGUAACAAGGACUACAGGAGCAAUAAGAAUGGAUCGAACAACGGCUUUGCUUGCAGCUGCCCGGUUUACUUCCGCUAUCGCUCGUUUGUGCCUUGGUCCUCUAUUGCCUAUGCUGAGUUUAAGCUUAGGUUUUUCUGAGGAUUCUAAACCGAUUCUGCUCUCGGCUUAUUCAUCCGGAUAUCUUUUGACACAGAUAGGCGGCGGAUACCUAGCAGACAGGCAUGGAUAUGCAAAAAUUGUUUCCGUAACAGUCGGUCUAUCUUCGCUGAUUUUGUUCUACGUUUCUUCAUUUGCGACGACCUCGCUCGCCUGGAUUCGAGCCUUUUUUUGCUUGGGACUGGUGGCUGGUCCAUUAUUUCCUGCAGGAUCUGCUGCCAUUUCAGCAAACGUACAAGCGGAUCGAAGGGCUGCAUCUUUUGCCAUUAUUGAUGCAUCCGCUAGCGCAGGUACAACAGUUGCAUCGUUGGCACCAAUUGUGGCGGAUUAUAUGGGGUGGAGAUUCAUUUAUCGACUUACUGGUAUAUGCCUUUUACUUGUUGCACUUGGAGUGAUAUCGUCGGUGGGAUCCAACAAUGCGCCCAAAAAGAUGGCAUCGUUACCGUCGUCGUCGGCCUUGCUAUCUCAAACUUCUCACCAUUUUAAGGAUGACAAAAAUAGCAGCAAGAGCCGAAUGAUGUUGAUGAUUAAUAGCGUUCUCUUGCCGGUGGCAGUUUGUGCUUAUCUCUGUCACUGUUGUGACAAUUUUACCAAGUACAGCAUAAACUCAUGGGCCGCAACGAUGCUGGUCAACAGACACAAAGCAUCACCUGCAGUAGUAAGCAGUAUUCUUGCAGGGCAGGAGGCGGUAGGUGUAGCUUCAAAGCUCCUAAUAGGCACGAUGGUUUCCUUUCAAAGCAAUACCAUGACGUCGUCGUCGCUAUUUGUAAAGCGAGGUACGAUAUCAGCUUUUGGGUUCGUUUUACAAGGUAUAGCUCUGUGGUACGCGUUUCAGGCAGCCAACCCGUAUCAAGCGGGAUUCUUUUUUAUUGUUUCCUCUAUUGCCGCUGGGACUCAUUCGGUAGGAUUUCGACCCGUUUACUUGGAGGCAUCGCCUCCUCAUGCGGGCUCAAUCUCGGGGUUUGGCAACUCCAUUGCUAGCUGUGCUUCGGUCCUCGGUCCCAUGGUGAUUGGAUCUUCCGUUUAUCAGACUAUUGAUGUGAAACAAAUCAACCCGUUCAGAAGAGGACUAGGAUUCCUACAUCCGAGGAAGGAAAGCCUAACGAUACGCACAGAAGAUUGGUCCAAGGUUGCUUUCUAUAUGAUAUGCACCAACGUAUUAGGUGCAAUGGCUGCACUAGUCAUAGGUUACAGCUCAAUGAGAAGGCGGCAAGAGAAACAACGAAAAGAGUACACUAUUUAGAAUACCCUAGCAGGUAACCACUGCCGUCAUAAAUACUACUAACUACUGUAUCAUUUUGUUCACCUUCUUGUGCCCCUAAAUUAAAUUCAUGUGCAUAUU